AUGCAAUGCUUUCUAAUAUCAGUGUUUCAUUUCAGGUGUAAGUCUAGUCAUACAGAGAUUCAUCAGUUUAAAGCUCAGAUCAAAGAAAGUAACAACGUCAAGAUCGUUAACAGAGCGGUGAAUGGAGCUGACUCACUCACCAGGCUUCAUGAAGCGCUGGAUACCAUCAUCGCCACGGAGCUAGGCAUGGAUGACAGUAAGCUAUCAGUGGAUGACAAUGAUGACGAUGGCUGUGACCCUGCCUCCCUGUGUGACGUCACACACUGGGAUCUCCAUGGCAACAGCGAGCAGCUGGAGAAGCUGAAUGCGGCCACCAGGUGUCUCUGCACGCUCGGGUUUGAAAAGCACUACGAUCGUCUGAACGCUCACAUCAGCGCCGCGGGACCGCUGCCCCCUCUACUGGUGACCGGGGCGUCCGGAUCGGGAAAGUCUUUGCUGCUCGCUAAAUGGGUGAGACAGCUACAGGAGCGACUGCCCACCUCUCUCAUUCUCUAUCACUUUGUCGGAUGUUCAGGAUCAUCAACCGCUGAUCCAAUUAACAUGCUGGCUCGUCUAACACGUCAG
Messenger RNA from Priapulus caudatus, 564 nucleotides. Its product is annotated as nephrocystin-3-like. The record is from RefSeq and is a predicted model, not a curated record. Gene Ontology annotation, cellular component: Cul4-RING E3 ubiquitin ligase complex. NCBI's taxonomy places the organism in Eukaryota, Metazoa, Priapulida, Priapulimorpha, Priapulimorphida, Priapulidae. The annotation marks the transcript as partial. The transcript is spliced from 5 exons.